Molecule: messenger RNA, 1771 nt
Organism: Falco peregrinus (peregrine falcon)
Lineage: Eukaryota; Metazoa; Chordata; Aves; Falconiformes; Falconidae
Gene: CXCR4
Product: C-X-C motif chemokine receptor 4
Exons: 2
Coding region: 119-1219 (366 amino acids)
Biological process (GO): brain development; chemotaxis; immune response
Cellular component (GO): membrane
Molecular function (GO): cytokine binding; chemokine receptor activity
Source: RefSeq, a predicted model, not a curated record
AUAAGAGCCGCGUCCCGCCAGAAGCGUCGGGGCGUGUGUUCGGUGCGGCGGCGAGUGGUGGCGCUGGGAGCGGCGCGGCGGCAGCAGCACCACCACCUCCAGAGCUCGGACCCGUUAGAUGGCUCAGAGCAUGGACAACAGCCUCGACAGCCUGGAUCUGUCCUCUGGGUUAAUCAUUGAAUUUUCUGAUAACGGCACGGAUGAGAUUGGUUCAGGUGACUAUGGAGACUAUGGAGAGCCAUGCUUCCAGCAUGAGAACGCUGAUUUCAACCGGAUCUUCCUGCCAACAAUCUACUCCAUCAUCUUCCUAACAGGAAUAAUCGGCAAUGGAUUGGUUAUUGUUGUUAUGGGCUACCAGAAGAAGCAAAGAAGCAUGACUGAUAAAUACAGGCUGCAUCUCUCUGUGGCUGACCUUCUUUUUGUCAUCACCUUGCCAUUCUGGUCUGUGGACGCGGCCAUAAGCUGGUACUUUGGGAAUGUUCUGUGUAAGGCAGUUCAUGUCAUUUACACAGUCAACCUCUAUAGCAGUGUCUUGAUUCUGGCCUUUAUAAGUUUAGAUCGUUAUCUGGCAAUAGUCCACGCUACCAACAGCCAGCGACCACGAAAGCUGUUGGCUGAGAAGGUGGUGUAUGUAGGUGUAUGGCUACCAGCUGUGCUUUUGACAGUGCCUGAUAUAAUUUUUGCCAGUACUAGUGAAGUAGAAGGAAAGUAUCUAUGUGAUCGCAUGUACCCUCACGAAAACUGGCUGAUUUCUUUCAGAUUUCAGCAUAUCUUGGUAGGACUUGUCUUGCCUGGUCUAAUAAUCCUGACUUGCUACUGUAUUAUAAUAUCUAAGCUGUCACAUUCAAAAGGCCACCAGAAGCGCAAAGCCUUGAAGACAACAGUUAUCCUCAUCCUUGCCUUCUUUGCCUGCUGGCUGCCAUACUAUAUCGGCAUUAGCAUCGACACAUUCAUCUUGCUGGGAGUCAUCAGACAUCGUUGUAGCUUGGAGACGAUAGUGCAUAAAUGGAUCUCCAUUACCGAAGCCCUGGCAUUCUUCCACUGUUGUCUGAAUCCAAUUCUGUAUGCCUUCCUGGGUGCCAAAUUCAAAACAUCAGCACAAAAUGCCUUGACCUCAGUUAGCAGAGGAUCAAGCCUCAAGAUUCUUUCAAAAAGCAAACGUGGGGGACAUUCUUCUGUUUCUACAGAGUCCGAGUCUUCAAGUUUCCAUUCCAGCUAACACUGCUCCUUGCCAUCAUUUUAUAAAUAGACACUUUAAAGUUGCGCAAGACUUCGAAAAAGCAAGACUGACGAUAAUGUACAGAUUUAUUUACAGUGGGAAUUUUAUAUUGUUUCUUCUAGUCUCUGUGAGGUUUAAUUGACUUAUUUAUAUAUAAAAAAAACUUUCAUAUUGAUGACAAACUGUCUAGGCAGGUCCUGUGGACAAGUGGCUAGUUCACAAAAGUUUUAGUGCUUGUCUGUAUGUAUAGGUAUGUGAACUAAACACUUCUGGGUUGUAGCAAAGUGACUGCUAAAAGUUUAGAAAGUAUUUCUCUGUUGUUUAUAUGUAAAUGUUUUCAGUGUUGCUGUUUAAAUUUUUAAAAUUUUGGCAGGAGAUUUUUACCUUACUACGAGAUGUUUGGUUUACAAUAGCUUAACUCUGCUGUAGAAAUGGCACUUAUAACCAAAACCUCCUCUGUUACAUGCUAGGGUUUUUUCCCCCCAUUCUCAGUAACUGAUGGUUUGCAAAGUUUUCUGUUCAAGGUAAAUAAAAGUUUAUGACAAAAAGUUA